Messenger RNA from Bicyclus anynana (squinting bush brown), 6423 nucleotides. It is a transcript of the gene jar, whose product is annotated as myosin heavy chain 95F. The record is from RefSeq and is a predicted model, not a curated record. NCBI's taxonomy places the organism in Eukaryota, Metazoa, Arthropoda, Insecta, Lepidoptera, Nymphalidae. Gene Ontology annotation, biological process: vesicle transport along actin filament; actin filament organization; endocytosis. Gene Ontology annotation, cellular component: myosin complex; endocytic vesicle; actin cytoskeleton. The transcript has 26 exons. The coding region runs from base 253 to 4029 and encodes 1258 amino acids. Gene Ontology annotation, molecular function: ATP binding; actin filament binding; microfilament motor activity.
CCGGCAUUAUGAAUGUGAGUGGCGCGUGGGAGGUUUCUGAACGUUUGAUGGAACAACUGCAAUUCGUAAUUCGAUUGUCUGUCAACAUUUUGCCGUUCGGUGUUGAAUUGAAUUUACACUACGUCGGCAACGUAGGUAAACUUUAAACUCGUGAAAGUGAGGUGUUGUGAAAUAAUAAAAUGGAUAUUUAUUAUUAGUGCGCCUUUGUUUGUAUAAAGUGAUUAUAUCUCGCAGAAAUAGUUCGAGUGAACCAUGACGAUGGACAAACAGCUGGUGUGGGUGCGCGACCCCAGCGAGGGGUUCGUCCUCGCCCGCAUCCACGAGCUCAUGGGCGAGGAGGCGGAUGUGUUCCCGCUGGACAACAAGCAUCCGCGGCGGGUGUGCAGUUUCGACGACAUCUUCCCCGCGGGCGACCCUGCCAAGGAUGUCGAUGAUAACUGUGAACUAAUGUUCCUGAACGAGGCAACACUGCUCAACAAUAUACUAACUCGCUAUAAGAAGAGCAAGAUCUACACCUACGUCGCAAACAUCCUACUAGCGGUCAACCCGUAUGAAGACAUUCCAGACAUGUACUCGCCCACCACGAUCAAGAAAUACCAGGGCAGGUCCUUGGGAGAGCUGCCACCUCAUGUGUUCGCUAUUGCUGAUAAAUCAUUCCGGGAUAUGAAAGCAUUAAAACAAUCACAAUCUAUCAUCGUCUCCGGAGAAUCAGGAGCGGGAAAAACAGAGUCAACCAAAUACAUCCUAAAGUAUCUUUGCGAUCUGUGGGCAAAGGGCGCAGGGCCUGUGGAACAGAAGAUUUUAGAUGCGAAUCCAAUCCUAGAGGCGUUCGGCAACGCAAAAACAACCCGCAACAAUAACAGUUCACGAUUUGGCAAAUUUAUGGAAGUUCACUUCUCUAACAAAUAUCAGGUCGUCGGAGGGCAUAUAUCGCACUACCUGCUAGAAAAGUCCAGAAUUUGCACGCAGAGUGCUGAAGAGAGGAACUAUCAUGUCUUCUAUCUGCUAUGCGCAGGAGCCCCACAGGAACUUCGUUCGGCAUUGAAGAUAACCAAGCCUGAUGAUUAUUUGUAUCUCAAAAACGGUUGCACACAAUAUUUCACAUCGGCACAAUCAGAGAAGAAAAUAAAUGCCAAUCAAAAAGGCAAGCAGCAACAGGCCAAAGGAGGUUUGAGAGACCCCAUACUGGACGACGUUGAGGACUUCCAGAGGUUGCAUCAGGCAUUAUCUCGUGUCGGUCUGUCAGAAGCGGAGAAGAAGUCUGUCUAUUCAGUAGUUGCGGCAGUCCUCCAUUUGGGCAACGUGGAGUUUGAAGAGGAGGGCGGGGCUCGAGGAGGGUGCCGAGUGAGUCCCGACUCGGAGGCCUCGCUGGCGACCGCGGCCUCAUUGCUGGGCGUCGACCCCGGGGAGCUGCGGAUGGCGCUGGUGUCCAGGCUCAUGCAGAGCUCCCGCGGCGGCAUGAAGGGGACCGCCAUCAUGGUACCACUGAAGACGUACGAGGCUUCUAGCGCGCGCGAUGCGUUGGCCAAGGCGGUGUACAGCCGGCUCUUCGACUACAUCGUGCGGCGCAUCAACGACAGCAUCCCCUCCAGCGCCUCCGCCUACUACAUCGGCGUGCUCGACAUCGCCGGCUUCGAGUACUUCCAAAUGAACAGCUUCGAGCAGUUCUGCAUCAACUACUGCAACGAGAAGCUGCAGCAGUUCUUCAACGAGCGCAUCCUCAAGAACGAGCAGGAGCUGUACCGCCGGGAAGGGCUCAACGUGCCCGAGAUCAGAUUCGUCGACAACCAGGAUUGUAUCGAUUUAAUAGAAAGUAAGAACCAUGGUAUAUUCCACAUCCUGGACGAAGAGUCGAAGCUGCCUAAGCCAGACUAUGGCCACUUCACUAACGCUGUUCACAAGGAACUCAGCGGAAAUGCCAGUACCCGCCUGCAAGUACCGCGGGCAUCUCGCCUGAAGGCGCACCGCACGCUGCGCGAUCACGAGGGAUUCUUGUUGCGCCAUUUCGCUGGUGCGGUGUGCUAUAACACUAACCAGUUCAUCGAGAAGAAUAAUGACGCACUGCACGCUUCGCUGGAGUUCCUGGUGCAGGAGUCGGGCAGCGCGCUGGUGCAGCAGCUGUUCGAGACGGUGGACAACAACAACGCGAAGGGCAAGCUCAACUUCAUCUCCGUCGGCGCCAAGUUCCAGACGCAGCUGGCUCAACUCAUGGACAAGCUCAAGGAGAAUGGUACGAACUUCGUGCGCUGCAUCAAGCCCAACUCGCGCAUGGUGGGGCGAGAGAUCGAGGGCUCGUUGGUGCUGACCCAGCUACAGUGCAGCGGCACCAUAGCGGUGCUGGCGCUCAUGGAGCAUGGCUUCCCGUCGCGUGCCCCCUUCGCCGAGCUGCACACCAUGUACAAGGCGUACCUGCCGCCCAAGCUGCACACGCUCACGCCCAAGGUGUUCUGUCAGGCCAUCGUUCACAGCUUCGGUCUGUCGGACAAGGACUACAAAUUCGGCGUGACGCGCGUGUUCUUCCGCCCGGGGAAGUACUCCGAGUUCGACACCAUCAUGAAGUCCGACCCGGAGAACUUGAAGGCCAUUGUGGACUCCGUGCUGGCCUGGCUCGUCAAGUCACGGUGGAGGAGAUCCAUCUUCUCGGCACUGUCUAUUAUUAAAUUAAAGAACAAAAUCCUGUACCGGCGGCAAUGCCUGGUGACAGUGCAGACGGCAGUGAGAGGCUACCUCGUGCGCCGCCAGCACCAGCCGAGGUACCGCGGCAUCGCCAAGAUAAAGACCUUAGAGAACAAUUUGAAAGAAAUGGACUCUGUCAUUCCCCAACUGAAGAAAGAAAAGGAUAACGCCAAGAGGAACAUUGAUAAUCUGAGGAAUUCUAUCAGGGGCGCUUGUACUACUAUCAAAACUAAUCCAAGAAUAAGCCGCACAGAUAUUGACCAGCUGUACACUAAACUUACCAAAGAUGUGGAGAUGCAAAUGGCUGCGUUACAAAAGGCGAUGGUGGACCAAAAGAAUAGGGAAGAGCAAGAGAGGCUGCGGCGGCUGGAGGCGGAGAUGCGCGCCGCGGAGGAGGCGAAGCGACUGGAGCAGGAGCGCAUAAAGCAGGAGGAGGAACAUCGACGGCUUAAGGCGGAGAUGGAGGCGAGGCGCAAGGCCGAGGAGGCGGAGAGGCUGCGGCAGGAGGAGCAGGACCGCAUCGCCGCCGUGAAGCUGCAGCAGCAGAUGGAACAGGCCGCUCGAGCCGACCAGGAGAACAGAGACAGGUUAGAACAAGAGAGAAGAGACCACGAGAUGGCGGUGCGGCUCGCCAAAGAAACCAACGGUCACGUAGAAGGUUCACCGCCACAGUUGCGAAGUUUCCCCUCUAUGGAGUCGAUGAAUGGAGAGAAUAAGUUGAACAGAUCGGAACGCGUUCGGAUGCAGCAAGCAAUGCAAGGCAAACAGAAACACGACCUGUCUAAAUGGAAGUAUUCGGAGCUGCGUGACACCAUCAAUACGUCUUGUGACAUUGAAUUGCUUGAGGCCUGCCGACACGAGUUCCACCGCCGUCUGAAGGUGUACCACGCGUGGAAGGCAAAGAACGCGCGCAAGUCCACCAUGGCGGAGCAGGAGCGCGCGCCGCAGUCCAUCAUGGACGCAGCAAAGACCCCCCGCCUGCCGCAAAAGGGCGAGAUCCUCGGCGCCAGGCACCGGUACUUCCGCAUCCCGUUCGUGCGGCCCGGCGUCAGUGCGGGCGAGGGCGAGCGGCGCGGCUGGUGGUACGCGCACUUCGACGGGCAGUACGUCGCGCGACAGAUGGAGCUGCACCCCGAUAAGACGCCCGUGCUGCUGCAGGCCGGUGUGGACGACAUGCAGAUGUGCGAGCUGAGCCUGGAGGAGACGGGGCUGACGCGUAAGCGCGGCGCGGAGAUCCUCGAGCACGAGUUCGAGCGCGAGUGGGCGCGCCACCACGGCCCGGCCUACGCGCCGCCGCACGCCAGACCAAGUAACCACCUUUCACCAAAUAGCAAAGCCAUCGCCGGGAAAUAAGUAAUAACAAAUAGUAGAUUGUGCGAUUUUAUAAACCAUAUUAGUGUAUCGAAGUCCAUUCAAGGAAAGCUGAUAGCCAUCUAACAUACAAGUGAGAAUAUAAAAACCAACAUAAAAAGAUUUCUAUGAUUCUUUUUUAAGAAAAACGUAACAUAAAAUUAACGCGUUUUGAGCAUUUUAAAGUUAUUGUGAUAAAAAGUUUCAGUUUCAGGUAUUAAAAUAUUUACUUGUGUUCUAUUGAUAUCUUAUUUUCAAUGCAAACUACAUUGAGUCUUUGGCAGUGUGGGUAUAUGAUUGUGAUGGCAGACAAAGAAUCAUUUAUUUGUCUAUACUUCUAUACUAAUAUUAUAAAUGCAAAAGUAAGUCUGUCUGACUUUCUGUCUGUCUGUCUGUACGUCACUUUUUCAUUGCUGAAUAAAGAAUUUUGUAUAGUUUAUAACUUACUAGUAUAUUUCUCAAACGGCUAUCUUAUAUUUUUCCUCACAAAGCUAUUUAUAAUUACUUUGCAUAUGAGACAAAUGUUUCGUGUCAUCAGUUGGUGUCACCUUUUGUGGAAUGGACUUUAGUAAGAAUUAGUGCUUUCCAAUGUGCCUUCAAAGGUUAUAUAGAUGUAUUAUAGUGCAAUAUAUUCAGAGGAUAUUCCACCGUAGACUUGAUAUUUGUGAUUGUUUUAAAAGUACACAAUUUAGAUUUUAAUAAAUAUUUAAGUAGUAUUAUGCGGGUUUAUGCUGUAUCUUUUUGAUAGGCAAUCGCAACUAUCUACAUGAAUAAUAGACGCGACUUUAUCGCGAUAACCGCUUUAUACAAUAAAGGCUUACAGCAUAAGCCUGCUAGUAAAAUAAAUGAUGAAAAACUAUAAAUAAAGGUGAUCGCAGAUAUGUUGAAAGUUGAAACCUAGAACUCUAAUGUGUAUGGAUAGAAAAAUAUCACACAUAUUACUUAAAGAUCCUAUGUAUUUAUUAUUAAAGUGUUUUUCAGAUAGCAUGGAUACGGUGACAGUUGCUUUAUGACGUUCAUAAUACGUACGUACUAAUUUCGUGAAUUGCAGCAAAAUUUCAAGAGUGACAUGAGCUGUCACUGUAUCCAUGCUAUCUGAAAAACACUAUAAUUGUAUGUAAUGUGUUUCAAGUUCACACUGAAAACAAUUAACAUUACAAUUUGUAUGUUCUUUUUACGUUUUUCGGAUAUCUGAAUAGACACCAGAAUUAUAUAGUGUUCAGUACAAUUUUAUCACUGUUUUCUACACAGGUGUCAAAUGUGCGAUUACCUUAAUGAACUAUUUUUAUGGCAACAUCUAAACUAUGUAACAUAUUAUAUUACUUGAUACAGAUAAAUCUUAAAGAAAUUCUUACAUAUCAGAAUUUUACAUCCAAAUAAAGUGCCUUUAAGUAUUUUAAAUAAUAUAUCCAUUUUAAUUCAAUUAAAUCAAACCUAAAUAGUUUAGACUUGCCUUUUGAUGUGCUUUUAUUUAAUGUAUUUAAAUUCAAAAUGUAUUUUUUAUUUUAUAUUUAUAUUUUAGGAAGAAUUUAUUUUCACAAGAAAAGUGUUCAAAAUGCAACAGAACCUGAUACAUGAGAUGUGUAAUUUAAGAUCACUGACCAAUAUUAAAAACUAAAGAAUAACAACAUCACUAAAGAAUAACAACAUCCUACUAAAAUGCAUUUUUAAAUUGAUGUUGUUUAGAGUAAACCUAGAAAAAAGGCAACUUUCAAUUCCCAAAUCUGUACAAAAAAGUAUCUUAUUAAAUUAGUUUAUUCCUUUACAAUGUUGAACCAAUUAAAAGUGAUUUUUAAAAUAAGUACAGUGGAAUUGGUAUUUUUUUUAAACUGUGAUGUGAUGUUUCUUUAAGUAAAUACAAUUUAAAGGUUGUUACACACACUGUAUUGUAACACUUCGUUCUAUCAUAACUUAUUGUCAAUAUUCUAUUAAUUAUAUAUACUAUGUAAAUUGCUAAAAUUACUAGGUGAUUAUUCUUUGUAAUGCCCAAGUGUGUUUUACUAUGCAUUACAUACAUACCUACUUAAUGAAAUUUGAAACUGUGAUUAAUUAUGAGAUGGUAAGAGUAAUGGAUUAUUUAAAAUGAAUUUAUUUAUUCAAGCAUUCCUAAUAUUAACAUAAAAGACUGGUUUGUGGCAGUUUUGGUAUUAUAUGAAAUUCAGUAUUUCCUUUUCAUACUGCAAGUAUAAAUCCAACAGUAUUUAACACAUUCCUAGAGUAUUGUUAUUAUUUUAAACGAUUGUUUAAAUGAAGAGUUUGUAAUGAUAUGCAUAGAUUUAUUUUAAAGUACAAUAUAUUAAGUACAGUGUUAUCGUGAGUGCCUUUUUCAUGCCGUAUAGUACAUGACUUUUUGUGUUAUGCUUUACCAAAUAAAAUAAAAAUUAUCAAAUUAAUUUA